GGAGAGAAAAAAAAGCUUUGUCACACAGUGUAAUUAGUUCGGCCAGUUUAGUUAUAUCAUGUUAAUUAAUAAAUCUUAUGUUAAGGUGAACAUUAAUGUUUGUAGAAAACAUACAGAGACCUACAUGCUUCAGGGUCAGUGCUUAACUUCAUGCUUAAAUAUUUCAUUUCAUUCAUUGGUUGUUCCCUAUUUUACAGGAAAUGGGUUUUAAUCACCAACAAAUGAAUGAAUACUUUUACUGAUCCUUCUUGAUUUUUCUUUUGGACCCAGAUCAAAUAUUCAACUGGUAAGUAGAAAAUUGCAUAGUUUCCACGCACGUCAUCAGACCUCCAUGGUAUCUAAGUCAAGAAGAUGAACCAUAAUAGAUUAUAACGACCAUUUGUCAGCUUCUAAGAAUUCACCGAGAAUUAAUAUGGAGAUCGUUAAAUUCUUGGACUCUGUUAACACAACUGUUUUUAACGAUAUAGAUACUUUUACGCAGUCAGACAGGGACGAGGAACUUGUUGACAAAAAUGUUCCUGAAUAUUUCUGUGAGAUUUGUAAGAAAAUAUUCUCUUCAGAACAUGAGGUUUUCACACAUAAAGAAAUAAUACACAACAAGGAAAAAACUUUUUGCUGUCAAAUAUGCGGAAAGUAUUUUCUCAAGAACAGUGAUUUAACAAAACACAAACGGACACACACGGGAGAGAAACCUUUCCACUGUGGAAUUUGCGGAAAAUCGUUCGCGGAUAAUUCUACUCUUGUAGUUCACAUACGUAGUCAUACUGGAGAGAAGCCGUAUCAUUGUGGAAUUUGCGGAAAAUAUUUUCUGAAGAACGGGGAUUUAACAAAACACAGAAGAAUCCACACGGGAGAAAAACCUUUCCACUGUGGAGUUUGUGGAAAAUCUUUCGCCCAAAAUUCCACGCUUGUACUACACACUCGGAGUCAUACUGGAGAAAAGCCUUUUCAUUGUGAAAUCUGUGGAAAAUCUUUUAUCUCCAAUAGCGAUUUAACACGACACUGUAGGGUCCACACUGGCGAAAAACCCUACAACUGUGGGAUGUGUGGAAAAUCAUUCGUUAAUAACUCCCUUCUUGUUGCUCACAGAAAAAUACAUACCGGGGAAAAGCUGUUUGAUUGUGAAAUAUGUGGCAAAACUUUUAUCACUAACAGUCUGUUGAAAACACAUAAAAAGAUACAUUCUGGGGAAAAGCCUUUCCACUGUGGAAUUUGCGGAAAAUCAUUUGUCCAUAACACUGAUGUGAACAGACAUGUAAAAGUACAUACAGGAGAAAAACCUUUCCACUGUGGAAUUUGUGGGAAGUCUUUCACUCAGAAUUCUAGUCUUUUAGUUCACAAACGUAGUCACACUGGAGAAAAGCCAUUUCGUUGCGAAAUAUGUGAGAGAUAUUUUGUCACUAAAAGCGAUUUGACCAAACAUAAACGAAUCCAUACUGGAGAAAAGCCGUAUCACUGCGACGUGUGUGGAAAAUCUUUUGUUUAUAAUUCUCUUCUUGCAGUUCACAAAAGAUCUCACUCUGGAGAGAAACCGUAUUGUUGUCAAAUCUGUGGAAAAUCUUUCGUCCAGAACACUGAUCUAAGCAGACACAAACGAACCCACACCGGGGAAAAACCGUUCUACUGUGAAAUUUGUGGGAAAUCAUUCUUGGAUAAAUCUAAUCUCGUUGUUCAUGAACGUACUCACAUGAAACAAAAACUAUAUCAUUAAAUAUCGUAUCCCGUGUCUUGUGUAAUUUUUGUCUAAAUUGGUUUACAUUUAAAGCAGAAAUGAAGAAAAACACGUUUAUAGGGUGUUUCUAUUUAUUAUGCAAGUUAACAAGAUACUGCUUUCCCCCCAUGUGAUAAGUGAUUUUGAAAUGUUUUUUCUUA
Molecule: messenger RNA, 1872 nt
Organism: Octopus sinensis (East Asian common octopus)
Lineage: Eukaryota; Metazoa; Mollusca; Cephalopoda; Octopoda; Octopodidae
Product: oocyte zinc finger protein XlCOF6.1-like
Exons: 2
Coding region: 413-1711 (432 amino acids)
Biological process (GO): negative regulation of transcription by RNA polymerase II
Molecular function (GO): DNA-binding transcription repressor activity, RNA polymerase II-specific
Source: RefSeq, a predicted model, not a curated record